This is a messenger RNA of Dermacentor silvarum, 1608 nucleotides long. It is a transcript of the gene Mfap1, whose product is annotated as microfibrillar-associated protein 1. Lineage: Eukaryota; Metazoa; Arthropoda; Arachnida; Ixodida; Ixodidae. Gene Ontology annotation, molecular function: RNA binding. The record is from RefSeq and is a predicted model, not a curated record. Gene Ontology annotation, biological process: mRNA splicing, via spliceosome. Gene Ontology annotation, cellular component: U2-type spliceosomal complex. The coding region runs from base 126 to 1478 and encodes 450 amino acids. The transcript has 11 exons.
CCACUAGCCAUGUUUAUGUCCGAUUGUGGUCCGAUUUCGUGCGCGUCGGACUAGACGGACGAAGUUGCAGGUGGAAGUAGUGUUUGCGAAGAUAUUUACUCGUGUUACUAUAAAAUCGGGCCGCAAUGUCGGGCACGAUGAGUGCCUCUCAGGCGUCAAACCUCAUUCAAUCAACAGCAGGUGCCAUCCCGGUCCUCAAUGAAAAGGGCGAGGUUUCCAUGCAAAAAGUGAAAGUGCACAGAUACAUAUCCGGAAGAAGACCUAAAUAUGCUCCUAAAGAAAGCAGCGAUGAAGAAAGUGGAGAUGAGUUCACGUUCGAGCGGCGCCAGCAACCAGUUAUUCCAGAACCCAUCCCCAUCGACGAGGAAGCCGAGAAGAAUGACCCACGUCUGCGCCGUCUCCAGCGAAGGGACCAGCAGCUUAACGAAGAAGAACGAAUGGAGAGACACAGGAUGAUCCAUGAGCCUGAGGUCAUAUCCGUUGGUGCUGAUGGAGAAGAACCGAUGGACGAGAGCGAGAUGCGGGCUGCUCGGUGGAGAGAUGGAGAAGAAGACAGCGAUGCUGAAGAGCUUGAUGAUGAGGAAAUUGAGCGCCGACGUCUGAUGCUGAGACAGCGGGCAUUGGCAAGAGCGCAAGAAGAGGAGCUGCUUGACUUGGAGGAAGAGGGUCGCUCGGAUGAAGAGGAGUCCGAAGAAUCUGAAUAUGAAGAGUACACCGAGUCUGAAGAAGAGGACACAGGACCACGUCUGAAGCCUGUAUUUGUGCGAAAGCGUGACAGGGUCACAAUUCAGGAGCGCGAGCGACUGGCCCAAAAGGAGAAGGAACUCGAGCAUGAGGCAAAGCGCAUUGCCGAGGAAAGGCGACGCACCACUCUGAAGAUCGUGGAAGAAGAGACCAAGAAGGAGCUGAUGGAGGAGAAGCGUGUUGAUGACUCCGAAGACUGGGUCAACACGGAUGACGAAAAUGACGAGGCAGCAUACGAAGCCUGGAAACUACGCGAGCUGAAACGCAUCAAGCGUGACAAGGAAGAAAAGGAGCAAUACGAGAAGGAGCGCAUGGAGAUUGAGCGCAUGCACAACAUGACUGAAGAGGAGCGACGUGCCGAGCUCCGGGCCAACCCUCGCCAGGUCACCAACAAGGCGUCCAAGGGCAAAUACAAAUUCCUGCAGAAGUACUUUCACAGAGGUGCUUUCUUCCUGAACGAGGAGGACACUGUCUACAAGCGGGACUUUUCUGCGCCCACCCUCGAAGAUCACUUUGACAAGACUGUCCUGCCUAAGGUUAUGCAGGUAAAGAACUUUGGUCGGUCGGGUCGAACCAAAUACACACAUUUGGUGGACCAGGACACAACUCUGUUCGACUCACCGUGGAUGUCGGAAACAGCGCAAAAUCUCAAGUUCCACGCCAACCAGGCUGGAGGAAUGAAGCAGCUUUUCGAAAAGCCAAGCACCAAGAAGCGCAAGACAACGGCCUCUUGAAUCAUGAAAAUGGCUAGCCUAGCGUGGCCAGUACCUGUAUAUAGUCACUGUAUUAUCACGUCGUUGUAAUCGAGUCACCAUACUUGUACACAGAGAAUGGUUUGCGUCUUGAUUAAAAACUGGCACUGUA